GCAUUGGUAAUGCAUAUGUAUUUAUUAAUUUCGCACACAAAAGAUUAUUUUUUCGGUUUUGCUGGAGUGGUAGGAUUUGGACUAAACAUGGGACAAAACCAACAAGCACAGUACCAGGAUGUCGAACUGGAGUUAAUAAGCAUCCAGGACCUCUAUAAGUCAUUCAUCAAGGAGUGCCCCAGUGGAUCUUUGUACCUGCAUGAGUUCAAGAAGAUGUUUGGAGUACAGACUGGAACACCCGAAUCUGAUUACAUGGACAACAUCUUCAGAGCAUUUGAUAUGAAUAACGAUAACACAAUGGACUUUAUAGAGUAUGUGGCUGCACUUAAUCUUGUCCUCCGAGGAAAACUUGAAGAUAAGCUGCGAUGGUCCUUCAAGGUGUUUGACAGCGACGACAACGGUUAUCUUGACAGAAGCGAACUACGGAAAAUUGUUAAGAUUAUUUACAGGAUAAAGAAAAGCUCUGUGCUUGAUGAAACAGGAACAGUGACCCUCACUUCUGAUCAGGUGUGUGACCGCAUCUUUCGAGAGGUCGAUGUGAACAGUGAUGGUGAGAUUACACUUGAGGAGUUUGUGGUGGGAGCUCAGAAGAGUCCGUGGCUACAGAGCUUCCUAACACUUGAUGUCAAUCCUAAUGGAUAUGUCCACAAGUUCAUGUGUGACAGAAAACUCGCGGAAAACAAUGACUCCUGAAGAAGACCAUUUUGUUCUGCCCAGCAUGCCAAAUGGAAAGGAAACUAGUUAUGAACUGGGAACCAGCAGUGUGUGAGAAGACUUGUGUUACCUUUGUUGAAUUACAGCAUUGUGCGGACUCUAUAAGCACUCUGGAAAAGUCUUCAAAUGAACUCACAUGUGCCCCUCUACACUAUGAGUGUGUCAAGGAAUUAAUUCUGGUCCAUAACAUGAGAUUUCAGUGGAAAUCAGAUUUAAUUUUAUGGGAAUUCAACUGAUUGUGUGGCCUCAAGUUGCUUUUAAAUGUGAUUAUGUCAGUCAUUCUAAAAUAUAUCCCCAUAUUUUUUCAUAACAACUGAAUGGAACCAGCCGUAGCUGUGGCUUGGUAUUUUUUUGUACUUCUACAAAUGGGAAAAGAGAGCAGUCAUGCUUGCUUUAUGUCUCUUGUGGCAACUUGAAAACAGCCAACAAACAGAAGCUGCCUGUUUAAAGGGACACUCCUGCCAAUAAACAUUUCAGCUUUCAAGAGGAAUCAGUCAAAAGUCUAAAAUUGUAUUUGAUAAAUACACUUUUAGAUAGACAUGUCUCCAAACUCUACUCCAGUGAUUGUUAUAUAGAACUUAAAGUGUUCAAGCCUAGUUCAAUUUGAUGACCAUCCUUUCUUGACAAACCAUAGCUCCUCCAGCAGCACAGGAGAAAUUACACAUUGUUACCACCUUUGACUACUCAGCUUGACGUGUUUGGGUGCAGUGUUGCUUUCAAUUCUCAAAGGAUGAUUCAAUAAUGUAAAAACAAAACAUCAUGAUUAAGUCCUAAACUCCCUGAAUCGAUCCAGUCUUAUCCAGUCUUUUGUGUUAUAUUAAUGUUUGGUUAAAACACGAAACACACACAAUGUUCUAAACAAGCUGUUUACUAAACUUUGCCUUUUUCCACAAUAGUGUGACCCAUCGAAUAAUGAAUUGUGAUUCGUUGUGUAUUUUUUGUUGCUGUAGAUAUUUGUUGGCAGCCAUGAUGUCUGCUAAGUCGUUUUGCAUAAAGCAUAUAUUGAGUUUCAGUUCUCAGAUGGUGCUUGCAUUAAAUAAUAACUACAACUUCCUUUUUAUGUAUGAAAUGUGUGUAAUGCCAAUGAUUACUGCUGUGCAGCAUUAAAAUAGAU
This is a messenger RNA of Labrus mixtus (cuckoo wrasse), 1828 nucleotides long. Its product is annotated as guanylyl cyclase-activating protein 2-like. Gene Ontology annotation, cellular component: cone photoreceptor outer segment; photoreceptor inner segment. Bases 10 to 693 code for a protein of 227 amino acids. Gene Ontology annotation, molecular function: calcium sensitive guanylate cyclase activator activity; calcium ion binding. The record is from RefSeq and is a predicted model, not a curated record. Gene Ontology annotation, biological process: visual perception. NCBI's taxonomy places the organism in Eukaryota, Metazoa, Chordata, Actinopteri, Labriformes, Labridae. The transcript has 4 exons.